UCACGCGAAGGGGUCUCACUCAUUCUCAGCUUGCUACGGCAAUCUCAUCUACAGACUAUGACACUAGGCUCGUAUAUUUCCAACAUGCAUCCGUCUGAUCUGUCUCUUGUGGGUACGGAUGUUUCGUCCGUAUCUCACGGGUCGGACGACGGUGGGUCUGGUGGGAUAGAAAAUCAACUGCCGUCUGCGGCAGAAAAAGGGUCUUGGUUUAACAAGCUGUGGGGGACGGGUUGAGGUGUACGGAGGGUUGUGUGUUUGCGCGUAUCGUAUUUUUUAUAUUUGACUAUAACUAGUUCCCCGUGUUUUUUGAUGGUCUGCAGCUCGAGCUCGAUGUAAUAGUAUCAUGAGUACAGUUUGUUGCAAA
Serpula lacrymans var. lacrymans S7.9 is the source of this 364-nucleotide messenger RNA. RefSeq lists its product as uncharacterized. The record is from RefSeq and is a predicted model, not a curated record. The annotation marks the transcript as partial. The transcript has a single exon. NCBI's taxonomy places the organism in Eukaryota, Fungi, Basidiomycota, Agaricomycetes, Boletales, Serpulaceae.